AUGGCCAGUCCAUCCUGUGUGGUAGUGGCCCUACUGCUGCUGGCAGAGGUCUCCAGGCUUGGAGAAGGGGCUUCUAAUCCCGGGUUUGUGGCCAGGAUCACCGGAGAAGGCCUGGAAUAUGUCCGCCGAUAUGGAAUGGCCACCCUGAAGAAGGAGCUGUCCACCAUCAGCUUGCCUGAUCUGUCAGGAAGCUUCCGUGCCAGUUUGAUGGGAAGUGUGAGCUAUGAGUUCAGGAGCCUGAAAAUCCGAGACUUCCAACUCAGUGACUCCAGUCUGAGUCUAUACCCAGGGCAAGGCAUCGAGGUCUCCCUGUUCACUAACUACGUGUCUGUCCAAGGGAACUGGAAGGUGAAAAAGGAUUUCAUCAACUCCAUUGGCCACGUCAGCAUUGACCUUUCCGGAAGCCUAAGCUGGCUCCUGAACCUCUUCCAUGAAAUAAUUGGAAAUAGCUUGAAAAAUAUCGUGAAGGACAAGAUCUGCGAAAUGGUCAUGCAGUUAGCAACCUCACACCUGAAGCCCCAUCUCCGGACUCUGCCAGUCAUCUUGGAGAUGGACCAGGUUGCUUUCAUUGACUACCGUUUAGUGGGAGCUCCGCAGGUGACCUCCCAAGGCCUGGACAUACCCUUCAAGGGUCAAUUCUUUGGUCACAGCACGCACUCCACGGUCCCCUUUAAUGCUCCGCCCAUCGAGCUUCCCCAAGAGCAUGACCUCAUGAUCUACUUUGCAGUCUCCGAAUAUGUCUUCGACACAGCCAGCUGGGUUUACCACCAGGCCGGGCACAUGAACUUCACCAUCCGAAAUGAGCACAUACAGAACCUAAUACAGUUCGUUGACAACCACUCAGCCAAAGAAUGGUGGAAGUCCAGCUGCCAGGACAUACCAUUCACCGCCACGAUUUCCUGCUUCUCAAGCAACUUCCUGGGUCACCUGCUGCAGCUUCCCCUGGACUUUCCAAUUGACCUGAACACCAAAUCGUUUGAGGCUGUGAUUCCUCAGCUGUCCAGGUUGUACCCUAAUAAGGAGCUAGAGCUUGAGGUGUCACCUGAAUCAGCUCCAUUCCUUGUGUUCACCCCUGGAAAUGUGGUCCUUGUGCCAGUGAUAAACAUCCAGGCCUUCGUCCUCCUGCCCGAGUCCUCUGACCGCAGGCCACUCUUCCAACUCAGGGCGAGAACCAACAUCUUUGCCACCAUCAGGGUCAGCUCCAACAGGAUCCAGGGCUCAGUGACCCCAGGAAGCAAGCUGAAAUUGGAACUGAUACACUCCAACAUCAAUUUCUUCUAUGUGCAGUUGAUGGAAUCUGUCUUGAAUUACUAUGCAACCCACAUCAUAUACCCCUCUCUCAAUGCAAAGCUUGAGGAGGGCUUCCCACUUCCUCUGCCAAGGGACACCUACCUCAGCGACUUGCAGCUCCAGAUCCACGAGAACUUCUUGUUCGUGGGGGCCAACAUGGAAUAG
Messenger RNA from Phyllostomus hastatus (greater spear-nosed bat), 1455 nucleotides. Its product is annotated as lipopolysaccharide-binding protein-like. Gene Ontology annotation, biological process: lipopolysaccharide-mediated signaling pathway; innate immune response; defense response to Gram-negative bacterium. Bases 1 to 1455 code for a protein of 484 amino acids. The transcript is spliced from 15 exons. NCBI's taxonomy places the organism in Eukaryota, Metazoa, Chordata, Mammalia, Chiroptera, Phyllostomidae. Gene Ontology annotation, molecular function: lipopolysaccharide binding. The record is from RefSeq and is a predicted model, not a curated record.